AUGAAGUUUCAACGUCGUAUUCUUCCUCCACAUUCACCAACUUAUCUCGAAAUGGAAGAAUACACUACUCCAUCAUCAUCCCGUCAAUCAAUAUCAUUUACCGGAUCCACAAGUGAUUUAAGUGAAAUAGGAAGUGUUUACUCUUUAUCAAUUAUUCCUAAACAAAGAUCUGAUUCAUUAACAAAUUUAUUUAAUAUGUCUGAAGAUAGUACAUCAUUAUCAAAUUUAAGUAUUGCAUCCUAUUCUUUAUCUCAAAAUUCAUGUGAAAAUGGAUCCUUUACUAAUGCAACAACUUAUACAACAGUAUCACCAGUAACAAUAUCAUCCCAACAACAACAACAUUCAACAUCAAUCAAUAAUGGUUCGGACAAAAUUUCUCGUAAACAAUAUAGUUCAUCAUAUCGAAGUUUAACAGAAGAACCAGACUCCCCAGUGAAUACUCGUAGAUUGAAUCUGAAUAAUAAUAAUAACAAUAAUAAUAGUUCACGUCGUAGUGGGGAUUCCAUUCGUCAUUAUCAUUUUUGUUCAACAAAUAUGAGUGGUAAUUCAUCAACAACAAGUAGCCAAAAGAGUUUUCCAAUAAAAACAGCUGAAACUGUUUUAAAUACCAUAGGAAUUAAUACAUCAUCAUCAAAUGAUGAUUUAACUGAUAAAUGUGGUUUAAUAGCACAUGAUGCAAAUGAUAUUGAAAAUAAUGAUGAUGAUAAUAAUAAUCAAAAUCAACAACAUCAAUAUGAUGAUAUACAAAACUAUGGUGAUACUCAUUAUAUUGAUAGUUCAGAUGAAAAUGAACUUGAUAUGACAUCAUCAAGAAAUCCAUCAGGUACAAUACAAACUGGACGAGGUUUAAGAAAAACCGUUUUAAGUAAUGUUGAUCGUUUAUUAAAUUCUGGCAAUAAACAAAUAAAACUUUAA
Molecule: messenger RNA, 915 nt
Organism: Rotaria sp. Silwood2
Lineage: Eukaryota; Metazoa; Rotifera; Eurotatoria; Philodinida; Philodinidae
Source: the annotation of a GenBank genome assembly